Messenger RNA from Sycon ciliatum, 1562 nucleotides. RefSeq names its product collagen alpha-2(IX) chain-like. The coding region runs from base 87 to 743 and encodes 218 amino acids. The transcript has a single exon. Lineage: Eukaryota; Metazoa; Porifera; Calcarea; Leucosolenida; Sycettidae. The record is from RefSeq and is a predicted model, not a curated record.
AAAGAAAAGCUGUUUAUGAAAUUGCAAGACAAAAGUUGUUGUUGAAGACAGAAUUGUUUUAUUCAAGCACUUCUGACUAUCAAAAUAUGAAGUUUUUCUUGCUCGCAGCCCUAGCAUUGGGCAUCAGUGCUCAACUAGUCUGGGCCACCGGGUAUUCUAAUCAGGUAUGCCUCAAGCUGCCUCAGGGCCCUAAAGGACCCAGAGGUAUGAUGGGGCCAGAUGGUCCUGAAGGUCUGCAGGGCCAGGACGGUCAGCAGGGCGAAGAAGGACCAAUGGGUCCCUCCGGACCCGAAGGGCAGGACGGAGAGGAUGGUGAACCUGGAAUGCCUGGUAGACCAGGUAGCUCCGAGCUGCGCAGUAUUCCGAUCAGCCUGGCCUUCUCCAACCCAUCCCUGCAUGCACCAAACCCGUUCUACAUGAGUCUUCUCUACUCUUAUUUCAAUGGUCGCUACUUCGUGGGAACUCCCAACCGACAGCGCUCUCUGGGCGGGAAUGCCAACUUCAACAUCGCUCGCACGGCUGUCAAGCUAGUUCGCUGGGGAACGGAGAUUCGUAUUCCAUUUGUGAAGUCUUACGAAGGCUCUCCCGUAUGCAAGGUUCACUUCCAGGACAUUUUCAGCCACGCAAAGGUCUAUGCUACCAGCUCCUUCCUCGCUAUCAAGCUGCCCACCAUCUGGAAAAGGAGAAAGACACACAUCCAGGCUGUCUGCUGGGGUGCUUUCCCCAAGCCAGCCAAGAACUAGUCAGUGCGGCAGCGACGACUGGUUAAAGUGACUAAGAUCAGCUGUUAUGUUCUAUUCUUCACGCGUUUACGCCUAAUGCUCUUCAUUCCGCAAAAAAAGAAAAUCCUCCCCUACAGCUCUAACACUGCUCUUUUACUCCAAUCACAGAAAGGCCUGGGAUAGGCAAUUUGCUUUCUCCAAUGUAACUCCGAGAGGUUGGCACGUUCAGUAUUCCCUCUUCAUACAUGAUCCGAUCAAAGUUCCAGAUCCCUUUAUGCAUGAGUUUAGUAUUCUCUCUACACAUAUGCCUCAGUUAGCGGUCGUCAUCUGUUCUAUUGGGAACGGACAAGGAAUGCCACCUUUUUCUGAACAAAAAGUGUGAACUUGAAACCUGAAGUCCACAUCAUGGUUAUCAGCUUUCAGAAAGUCUUUAUGCUGUUUUUAAUGUAUUCUUUGUUCACCUCAAAGACAUAUUUUAUAUAUUUUACAGUCCUUGCCGCUUACUACUAUCUCCUUCUUUCCAUUCAUCUAAUAUUGUGCUCUAAGUACAGUUGCGCUCGAUGAAAUCCGAUCGAAAGUGCAAAUGUGGAACCCUCAACUGUUACUUGCACGGCCCUUGACGCCCUGGCAGUGGCACAUACAUGUACGUGCGGCUAGAUGUACCCAUUUACAAACACAGUGAUGUAAUUGGACCUAUUCUAGGGCAGCAGCUUUGCGCUUUUGGUCGGAUUUCAGUGAGCAGCACUGAACAUGUACAUGGCUGCAUAAUGUUUUUAACGUUUCCAUUCAUAAAGCAGCAACAAAUGAUUCAGUUGAGGAUUUUAUACUGAAUUCAUCCAA